UGUCCGCGGAGCUGCGGCUGGAGGUGAAGCGUUGCAGCGCAGCCCCUCUCCCCAUCUGCCAGUCUUCCUAUCCCCGCAGAGUCUGUGGACAGCCUGUCACCUUCACCCCGGCCCCGCGACCGGCCAGCAUUUUAUAAUGGAGGCAGAGUCUAACAAGUCACCAAAGGCAGAAGAGAAUGCCUCUUGCAACGGGGAUGCUUCUUCAUUGCCAACUGAACUUCAGUUACAAGCCUCCCCCAAACCACAGGCGUACGUGUGCACAUUGAGUCCACAACUGAUUGCCAAGGCACAAGAAGAGCUUCAAGAGAAACCUGAAUGGAGACUUCGCGAUGCACAAGCCCUGAGAGAUAUGAUUUUGAAGGAAGCUCCAAACCUAAAAACCCGUUUGGACGAUGCCUUCUUACUACGAUUUCUCAGAGCGCGCAAGUUUGAUUAUGACAGGGCAUUGAAGCUUUUAUUGAAUUACCAUGCAAGCCAAAGGACAUGGCCUGAGGUGUUUUCAAACUUGAGGCCAUCUGCAAUUAAGCAUGUGUUGGAUUCUGGAUUUCUUACUGUUCUGCCUUAUCCUGAUCCACUUGGACGACGUAUCUUGGUAAUUCGACCAGGAAGAUGGAAAAUCUCUGAUUAUCCCAUCACAGAAAACAUUCGUGCCAUUUAUAUAACAUUAGAGAAGCUUGUUCAGGCAGAAGAGAAUCAAGUGAAUGGAAUUGUCAUUCUUGCCGACUACAGUGGAGUUACAUUGUCUCAGGCUGCACAGCUUGGCCCAUUUAUGGAAAAGGUCAUUGGAAUUCUUCAGGAUGGAUUUCCAAUGAGAAUAAAAACUGUCAAUGUCAUCAAUGAGCCCAUUAUCUUUAAGGGUAUUUUUGCCAUCAUAAAACCUUUUCUGAAGGAGAAAAUGACUGAAAGGUUUGUUCUACAUGGUUCAGAUCUGAGCUCUCUUCACAAGGAUAUUCCACCAAACAUCCUUCCUCAAGAGUACGGAGGUACAAUGGGAAAACUUAACACAACUGCCUGGGCUGAGUCAUUGCUGGCAUUUGAGGAGGAAUUUGUUGCAGAAUUUGGUCAAUCACAUUCACCAACAGCUAAUUCACAUGCUCAAUUUGCAGUUGGGUCAAAUGAACAGUCAGGUCAACAGUGCGAUGAUUCCUUUAGAGGAGUGAGGUCACAGCUGUAUUACUGUUAUUAACAAGACUCAUUGUUUGCUACCUUCCCUGAAAGAUUGUAUUUUUGUUUGGUGGUGGAGUGUUUAUACAAGAUUAACUGUGUGAUCACUUAAAAUAUGUGACUAUUUUAGGCAUUGAAGAGACUAUCGUCUUAGGUUUCUCACCUACAUUACUGUUUACAGAAAAUCAGCACAUUAAAAUUGGUGCUGAUAGAUGAUAAUAAGAUAAUUAUAAAGAACUCAAUCCUCUGCAGUUUAUAUAAUGUUUUUGACAGUUUUUAUUAACAAGUUUAUAUGAAGCCUUAGCUGCUGGACUGUCAGAAUAUGCACGGAUUUCAGCAGUCCUGUCCAUCUUUUGCCAUCAUUUAUCUUACUUUGAUAUAAUCAUCAAAAUUCAUAGCCUAGAAGGCAGAUCUUUGGCCUAUGUCACCUGCCAUAGUGCAGUCCCACUUGACCCCGCUUCUCAGAUCUUGUUCUGUAGCAUCAUCAAACACUGAACACCAAGUACAUGCUCCCCCAAAGAAAAAAUUUUGGGUUUAGACUCUAGAUAUUCCACAAAUAUAGAAAGUGUAAGGUCUGAUUUUUAACAAAUGAUAAGAUUAAGUCAUUCUAUGCAUCAAUACAAUACUCAGAUUUUUUCCACCAUCGAGUUCUUUCAACAACCAAAAA
Molecule: messenger RNA, 1831 nt
Organism: Pristis pectinata (smalltooth sawfish)
Lineage: Eukaryota; Metazoa; Chordata; Chondrichthyes; Rhinopristiformes; Pristidae
Gene: ttpal
Product: tocopherol (alpha) transfer protein-like
Cellular component (GO): membrane
Molecular function (GO): phosphatidylinositol bisphosphate binding
Source: RefSeq, a predicted model, not a curated record